This is a messenger RNA of Ogataea philodendri, 3309 nucleotides long. RefSeq lists its product as uncharacterized. The transcript is spliced from 2 exons. Bases 1 to 3309 code for a protein of 1102 amino acids. The record is from RefSeq and is a predicted model, not a curated record. Lineage: Eukaryota; Fungi; Ascomycota; Pichiomycetes; Pichiales; Pichiaceae. Gene Ontology annotation, molecular function: RNA helicase activity; nucleic acid binding; ATP binding.
AUGGUUAGUGUUGCGCAGAGACUCAUUUUGAAGCGCAAGAAGGCGCAGGGUAAGCGCCAGAAACAGAAUAAGCGCCAGAAGUCCGGCUCGAAGGAGGCGCGGUUUGUUACCGAGGACAAACUGCAGUGGAAACCGGUGCAGGUUCCAGACACCCUGGACGACUACGAGGGGUUCUACGGGCUGGAGGAGAUCGACGGCGUUGACGUGAAGGUUGAGGACGGAAAAGUGAAGUUUGUUGUUCGGGGAGAACAGGAGAAGGAGACAGAGACGGAGCAGGAGCAACCAGAAGAGACAGAAGAGCAGGAACCGCAAGAACAGCAGGACGAGACAGACUCUUCACCAGAAGCCGUCCAGGACGAGCUCGACUCGAAUGUGUUUUCCUCCCUUACCGAGGAUCUACCAGAGGACGUUGAUAUGCCCGAGUGGAGCUCGUUGCAGCUAUCUGCGCACACUUUGCAGGGACUGCAGAAACUCGGCUUCACCAAACCCACAGAGAUCCAGAAGACCACGAUACCUCUGGCCAUGGACGAAAAGGACGUGAUUGGAAAGGCCAUCACCGGGUCCGGUAAGACGUUGGCGUACGGAAUCCCGAUUCUCGAAAAAGCAGAAGCUACCAAAAAAGACCAUCCAAACGGAAUCAUUUUUACUCCGACCAGAGAACUGGCCAACCAGGUUAUGAAACAUCUCCAGCAGUUGUUCAAGUACACGCCGCUUCCGGAGAAGUCGGUGAUAUCUUUGACGGGAGGACUGUCGAUCCAGAAACAGGAGCGUUUGCUUGGGCUCAAGCCCAGAGUGAUCAUUGCUACUCCGGGCCGGUUUCUGGAACUAUUGGAGAAAAAGACAGAAACGGCUGUCCAGCUUGCGUCUUCCGACAUUUUAGUUUUCGACGAGGCCGACAGACUUCUCCAAGACGGCCAUUUUGAGGAACUGACCAAGAUCUUGGAGAUUUUGUACAACCACCGUCCGAAACAAGGGUUUGCCAAAUUCCAGUCGCUCGUGUUCUCUGCCACAUUUUCCAAAGAUCUCUUUGGAAAGCUGGCGAGAUCGCACAAAACCUCCACCGACUCAGAAGAGGAGGUGAUCAAGAUGUUGUCGAAACAGCUCAAGUUCCGUUCCAAGCCAGAAUUCGUGGACGUCAACCCUACAGAGACCAUUGCCAACAGUAUCACCGAGGCGAUGAUUCCAUGCGGAGCCCAGGAACGUGAUCUGAUGUUGUACUACUUCCUGACGAUGUUCCCCGGCGUGACACUUGUGUUUGCGAACGCCAUUGACUCGGUGAAACGUCUUGCUCCGAUGCUCAACAGUCUGGGAGUUCCGUCUGUUUCGCUGCAUUCGUCGAUGAUCCAGAAACAGCGGUUGCGGUCGCUGGAACGGUUCAAGGCCAACUCCGAGAAAGCCAUCAAGGAAAACAAGUCUUCUGUGCUAAUAGCUUCGGAUGUUGCUGCCAGAGGACUGGAUAUUCCAGGAAUCCACCACGUUGUUCAUUACCAUAUUCCGCGCACAGCAGACACGUACAUCCAUCGGUCGGGAAGAACCGCCAGAGCCGGUAAGGAGGGUGUUUCGAUAAUUCUGUGUUCUCCUAACGAGGCAUCUGGGCCAUUGAAACAGCUGAGGAAAACCGUUUCCAAUAAAGACGUGGAUGAUAUGAAGACUCUGCCUUUGGAGAUGGAGAUUCUGGACCAGCUCCGUGAACGACUGGAGUUGAGCGCCAAGCUCGCACAGGCAGAAAUCAACAACCAGGUGGUGAAUAAGGAAAAAUCAUGGAUAGAAAAAGCAGCAGACGAGCUGGGAAUCGAGGACCUGAGCGAUCUGGAAGAAGACGACUUCCUUAAAAGAGACAGAAAGAGAAAGGAAGGAAAACAGUUAUCGAAACAGGACUCGAAAGUUCUCAGAGCACAGUUGAAACAGCUACUUAAUCAGCCACUCAGAAAAGGGGGCAGAAGAUCGUACAUUGCAGGAGGUUUGACCAACGUGGCAGAUAUCCUUGCUCGUGGAUCCCAAAGCAACAUCCUCGGAUACAACCACAAAGACGCCCUGGACAGCACCGAUUCCACCGAAUCCCUUCACGAACUGCGCUCCUUCGGAAGAUCUAUCAGUAACAAAUUCAAGCGUAGCACCGUAAUUUUUGUAGUUUUCAGCCAACCAUUCCAAAAAUGGCAUUUCGUCCACAAUCUCCAUCUCUUGACCAGUGGCCUUGUCGAGCAUGUAAGUCUUAUCUUCCUGAGAAGGAGAAGCGUGAGCAAUAACCUCGUUUCCUUCAGAAUCCUUCAAUGUGUAUCUAACGGUGUCAAGACCCUCAUAAACGAUGAUGAUCUCACAAGCUCCCAAAUCAAGAGCCUUAAGCGUAUCGUCAAUUCCGUAACAGAAUUUACCGGUAUCUUGCGAAAUCUCGUCAAAGUACUGUGUGAUCAGUUUCUUUUCCUGGACAAACUUGACGUUGGACAAAGUCUCAGCAGACAACUCGAUGGCCUGGUUAAAUCCGUUUUCUCCUCCGUAAGAGAUAUCAACCAACUUCAAAAUCUUGCUUUGCAAUCUACCGUCAAACAUGUCGGAUCUACUCAGCUCGGUCUUGAAAUCAGCACUACCGGCCAGAAUCAAUCCAGCAACAGUCACCUUGUCGUUAGAAAUGAAGUUUUGAACAGCCACCUCGGCGACUUUUCUGACAUAGUUGUGUCUCUUCUCGUCUCUCAAUCUGGAGAAACGCAAUGCCGAUUGUCCACCUCUUCCAUGCUUCUUCGGCAGAUCAACUGUGAAUUUGUGCAAAACUUCUCUGGUGUUACCGGACAGAGUACCAAACAAGGCUCCAUUACCGUCCAUCACAAUGAAACCAAAUCUGUCGUCACUUUCAAGCAAUUCGGACAGCGCCUCGGUGUGGAACUUGUUAUCACACAAAUACAGCGAGGUAUUGAUAGGCUUGAAAGGCUCGAAUCCAAUGGUGAGCUUCUUUUCUUUACCUUGCUCAGUAAUAACUUCACCACAGUACACAAUCAAUCCGUUUGGAGGAACAGAAUUGUACAACUUGAGUUUCUGCUGGGUAGAUGUGAUUGCAGAAAGCACAGAAAGUCUGUUCACACGCGAUUUGAUGUUGGAAGCGGUUCCGUACUCAUCAGUCAACAUUUUUUGGAUCAUUGGGAUCUGACCUUUUGGAGGAAUAAUCAGAGAAAUCAUAGAGGUACCGUUACCUCUGGCCUUUUCCAGCGAUUUGAUCAAUUUCUUGACCUUCCACAUUUGGACGUUCUUCUCCGCCUCAUCUUCAGUGAUUGUUGGCGCCAUGUUGUAAGAAUAAAAUUAAACAAAUGUUUGCCUUGA